UGAACGGGGAGCGUUUGCUGCUAUGAUGGAGGUUCAUUGCGAUGUUUGCGAUGCUGUCGUGUGUGUUGGAAGAGAUCAGUCUGAUGGAAGUAUGGCUAGGCACAUCCAGGGCAAGCGUCACCAGCGUCUCUUACAGAUGAAGAACAAGGCGGCAGAGAAGGCCAGUUGCAGUGUAUUUGUGAGGGGUGUCCAUGGGAACACUAAACUCAGCGCAGCUCAAUUGAAGGAACACUUCCAGAAAUUUGGAAAUAUAAAGAAAGUUGUGAUGGACAAAGUUAAGUCUUUGUAUGCCAUCAUCGAAUUUGACAGUAAGGAUGCAGCCCAGCAGGUGCUUGGUCAGUCUGACCACAGGUUACCCGGUGACCACAAGUUGGUGGUCAAGCCCAGGGAAGUCAAAAUGGACAAUUUCAAGCCAGCACGAUUGGGAAAUAGACAUGACACAACAAAGAAAACUCAAAACAAAGAUUCUGAAGUUCCUGUGGUUGACAGAAAAACAGUGCUAGAGGAAUUGAGGAAAAUACAAUCUUUUGGAUCCUCUGUGAACAAGUUUGGUGUCAAGGGGUGCGACAUGGACAUCUUUCUUGACCUUCACAUAGAUGAAGAUGACCUUAAAAGUGAAAGAUUUUUAUCCGAGUCGGAAAACUCUAGUAAUUUAGACACCAGAGACAGGCGCCAAAUCAAAGUUUAUACACGUGAGGAAUUGAGAGAAAUGACAACCUUUGACCAGGUCAAGGCAAUCAGAAGAACAAUCCAGAGACACAUCCCAGAAUGCCAGAAUGUAGUAUUUGUUCCCAGUCAGAGGUGUCCAGUGUGUAGGUUUACCUUCAGGUCCUCGGGGAUUAAAUGUGAUGUAUCUGUCAGUAAUAGAUUAGCUCUCAGAAACACCAAGUUCCUCAGACUCUGCACCGAGCUGGAUGUGAGGUUAUCUCCUCUGGUUUACGCUAUACGUUACUGGGCCAAGUGCAGAGACAUUGCAGGCAACAUCCAAUCAGGAACCAAGCUGAACAAUUAUGCACUGUGUUUGCUGGUAGUUUUCUACCUCCAGAACUUAGAGAAGCCUAUCCUUCCCAGUAUUCAGCAGUUGGCCGAUUAUUGUGGUCCAGAAGAGAAAGUUGUCAUUGAGGACUGGGACUGCUCAUUUGUAGAAGAUAAGUCACGCAUACCUUGUACUGCUAACACUAUGACAGUUGGUGAGCUCUUGCUUGGUUUCUAUCAGUUCUAUGCCAAGUUUGACUUCAGUACAAGCAUCAUCUGCCCCAGAACGGGCAAGACCAUGAAUUUGAUGACUGUCCUCAACCCAGAUACAAUGCCAGCUAAGAUGGAAGGUUAUAAGGUGGAAACAGUUGCUAUUCAGGAUCCUUUUGUCUUGAAUCAUAACCCAGCAUUUAACAUCAACGAGAAGAUGAAAGAAAGAAUCAUUUCAGAAUUCCAGACAGCAGCCAAGAUGGCUGAUUUUCUAAGGGACAACCCAGACCAUGAGUUUUCACUUCAGGGAUUAGUUAUGUUUUUAUCUAAUGAGAUACCAGCACAGUUCACUUCUGUUCCACCCAAUCAGAGUGAUCAUCUUAUCUCAAAAUUAAAACUGGCUGAAAACAAACAUCCUUCAAAGCAUGGGACAAAAUGUUUACUCAUCCCAACUCUGUUAUUCAAAGACAAUAUUUCACAAAAAGGCAGCGAGCAAAAUUCUGUACUGCCACCUGGUGAAGAAGACGAUGAAGUAGAUGGCAGAAGUAGAUGGCAGAAAAAAACACCUGAUGUCACUGAAAGGACGGAACUUUCUUUCAGUGCAGUGGACAGUAAACCCAAUAAAAUUGUGGAUGACUUUGAUGAAUUGACUGAAAUGGAGGAGUUUCAUUUGAAUGAUGUUGUGAAGAAACAAAAAGAUGCAGAUGAUAAAGUUCAGUCUGGCAAAAUUGAGAAGACUGCCGUUGAAAAUUUAGUUAAUGAACCGUUGUCCCUUUUUCCAACUGAGGGUCAUGCCAUUGGGGCUGCUUUGGGUAGUGGGAGUGGAACACCAAAGAGACAAAACAGUGGUUCUGAAUACCUCUCUGAUCAUCAGAUUUUAAAGAAAACAAAAAGUGAUGCAAAUCUGAACACAGAUUGUGAAGUUUUACAGAAUGAGGCAUGUGCGGAAAACAAUUUCGAUGAUUAUUCUCAGCUGGAAAGGGAAGUAUUUCAGUCUGAAAGUAUUAAGGUGACUGAAAAUAAUUCCAUUGAUGGCAACAAAGUCUCAGCAGAGGACUGUUUAAAGAACUUAAACCCAAAGAAAUUUGAUUCAGAGCUAGUGAAGAGUCAGUUAAAGACUAGUCUAAAGCCAGAGGAAAGAGACCUUUUUCCUCAGCAUAGUGCUAUAAGAAAGCAAUCUUCUGAUAGUAGAAUAACAAGUUCUCCUAAAAAACCAAACAACUUGUUCAUGCAUUUACAAUGCUCCAUACAGCAUGCUGUGUGGCUGCGUCGCAAAGCAGUACGCAAAAAUCUUUUACAUGCUGGUCAUAAAGAUGACCUUGACCUAGAGAUCAAGGUCACCCAGGAUGUUAUAGAACAUGAAAGGAACAGAGGCGAAAAGAUUAAGCCAUUUACUAUUGAUGUGCUGUUGAUGGAUGAUGACAAACAGGCAUGUAGUAGUCAGACUGCUGUCCACGUUGUUUUGAGAGCACAAACAGAUGUAGCAAGUCACUCUUUCAGUUUCUUCAGUUCAUAUAUAUCAAAGGGAAUUCAGAAGUAUUAUUCAUGA
Messenger RNA from Lingula anatina, 2734 nucleotides. Its product is annotated as speckle targeted PIP5K1A-regulated poly(A) polymerase. Gene Ontology annotation, molecular function: poly(A) RNA polymerase activity; RNA binding. The record is from RefSeq and is a predicted model, not a curated record. NCBI's taxonomy places the organism in Eukaryota, Metazoa, Brachiopoda, Lingulata, Lingulida, Lingulidae. Gene Ontology annotation, biological process: RNA 3'-end processing.